Molecule: messenger RNA, 1836 nt
Organism: Indicator indicator
Lineage: Eukaryota; Metazoa; Chordata; Aves; Piciformes; Indicatoridae
Exons: 3
Coding region: 1-1836 (611 amino acids)
Source: RefSeq, a predicted model, not a curated record
AUGCGCGUCUGCUCGCAGCUCAGCUCCUCGAAGCGCACGGACACUACCCCUGCCACCGGCACUGCCCCCCGCUACCAGCACUACCCCUGCCAACAGCACUGCCCGCCGCUACCAGCACAACCCCUGCCACCGGCACUGCCCCCCGCUACCAGCACUACCCCUGCCAACGGCACUGCCCCCCGCUACCAGCACAACCCCUGCCACCGGCACUGCCCGCCGCUACCAGCACAACCCCUGCCACCGGCACUGCCCCCCGCUACCAGCACUACCCCUGCCAACGGCACUGCCCCCCGCUACCAGCACUACCCCUGCCAACAGCACUGCCCCCCGCUACCAGCACUACCCCUGCCAACAGCACUGCCCCCCACUACCAGCACAACCCCUGCCAACAGCACUGCCCCCCACUACCAGCACUACCCCUGCCACUGGCACUGCCCCCCGCUACCAGCACAACCCCUGCCACCGGCACUGCCCCCCGCUACCAGCACUACCCCUGCCACCAGCACUGCCCCCCGCUACCAGCACAACCCCUGCCAACAGCACUGCCCCCCGCUACCAGCACUACCCCUGCCAACAGCACUGCCCCCCGCUACCAGCACAACCCCUGCCAACAGCACUGCCCCCCGCUACCAGCACUACCCCUGCCACAGCACUGCCCCCCGCUACCAGCACUACCCCUGCCACCGCACUGCCCCCCGCUACCAGCACAACCCCUGCCACCGGCACUGCCCCCCGCUACCAGCACUACCCCUGCCAACAGCACUGCCCCCCGCUACCAGCACAACCCCUGCCACCAGCACUGCCCCCCGCUACCAGCACUACCCCUGCCAACGGCACUGCCCCCCGCUACCAGCACAACCCCUGCCAACCGCACUGCCCCCCGCUACCAGCACUACCCCUGCCAACAGCACUGCCCCCCGCUACCAGCACAACCCCUGCCACCGGCACUGCCCCCCGCUACCAGCACUACCCCUGCCAACAGCACUGCCCCCCGCUACCAGCACAACCCUGCCACCGCACUGCCCCCCGCUACCAGCACUACCCCUGCCACCGGCACUGCCCCCCGCUACCAGCACUACCCCUGCCAACGGCACUGCCCCCCGCUACCAGCACUACCCCUGCCAACAGCACUGCCCCCCGCUACCAGCACAACCCCUGCCACCGGCACUGGCCCCCGCUACCAGCACUACCCCUGCCACCGGCACUGCCCCCCGCUACCAGCACUACCCCUGCCAACAGCACUGCCCCCCGCUACCAGCACUACCCCUGCCACCGGCACUGCCCCCCGCUACCAGCACUACCCCUGCCAACAGCACUGCCCCCCGCUACCAGCACAACCCCUGCCACCGGCACUGCCCCCCGCUACCAGCACAACCCCUGCCAACAGCACUGCCCCCCGCUACCAGCACAACCCCUGCCACCGGCACUGCCCCCCGCUACCAGCACUACCCCUGCCACCGGCACUGCCCCCCGCUACCAGCACAACCCCUGCCACCGGCACUGCCCCCCGCUACCAGCACUACCCCUGCCAACGGCACUGCCCCCCGCUACCAGCACAACCCCUGCCACCGGCACUGCCCCCCGCUACCAGCACUACCCCUGCCACCGGCACUGCCCCCCGCUACCAGCACUACCCCUGCCAACAGCACUGCCCCCCGCUACCAGCACAACCCCGGCCACCGGCACUGCCCCCCGCUACCAGCACAACCCCUGCCACCGACACUGCCCCCUGCCACCAGCACUACCCCUGCAACCGGCACUGCCCCCCCGCCACCAGGCACCACCAGCACUGCAGCCUGCCACUGGAAGCUGCAUGCCUUCAGCUCCUGCAAGUAA